AUGUCGUCUGAAUCCGAUAAUGACAGUGAAGAAUCAUCCACUGAAUCUUCAGACAAAGAAGAGGAGAUGAGAUGCUCUGGUAAAAAGACCAAUAGAAAGUCUUCAAAUAAAAACCCUGCGUCUUCGAAUAGUAAGAAAUCGAGGACAUUACAAGGGAAGGUGGAUGGUUACCAGUCCAAUGACCUUAAUGCUCAACUCCUAGCUUUAGAGCCUGAGUCCGAUCAUGAUAGUGACUCGGACAGUACACGGAAGAUAAAAAGACUUGCACAACAAGAACACCAUGCUCGAUUGACUCUCCUGAAGUAUCAGCAAGGAUUCUUGAAGCACAAACCACCGUUUACUUACAAUGGUGAGGUUAACAUGUCCACAUUCAAGAAGUGGGUCCAUGAAGUACAUGCAUGGAGGGACAGGGCUAAGCUGUCAACUCCUCAGAGCUUAAGCAUGAUCGGAAAAUAUCUAGGGAACAAUAAAUAUCGAUUCUAUGAGCGAGACAUCCUGGACCUAAAGAAGAGAUACUCGCUCACCAAAUUGUUCGAGCAGCUCUUUGAUUACAUCUUCCCUACCAAUUUCCGAAUGUUGCAAUGA
Molecule: messenger RNA, 585 nt
Organism: Suillus bovinus
Lineage: Eukaryota; Fungi; Basidiomycota; Agaricomycetes; Boletales; Suillaceae
Exons: 1
Coding region: 1-585 (194 amino acids)
Source: RefSeq, a predicted model, not a curated record